UUCUCGUUGUCGCCGGCGGGUCAGUUGAAGUUCAACUUCCUGCCAAAGCAGACACGGAGAAUCUCAAGCUCGAAUAUAUCAAUCGCCGCCGAGGAAAUAUGGCUCAUAGGAAACUGGUCCUUGUGGCUGCAACUUUUGGCCUGGUGCUCCAGUCGGCAGCAGCCUCUGUCAUGUUUGAAAACUGCGGCACGAGCACGGUCGGAAAAGUCAGCAACAUCGACAUCAGCGGCUGCGACACUCACAGCACGUGCAAGCUUAUUAGAGGGUCAAACGCGUCACUCGCAAUCAGCUUUCAGACAAGCGGCGGCGCGAAGCAGCUGCAGUCUGUGGUCCACGGUGUGAUCCACGGCCUGCCCGUGCCCUUCAACUUCCCCUACCCGGACGCCUGCAGCUACGGAGGUCUCUCGUGCCCCAUCGAAACCAACACUCCUCUCGUCUACACAGCUGCGCUCCCCAUUUUGAAGACUUAUCCGCGGAUUAGCGUCAAGAUCCAGUGGGAACUCAAGGACGAGGAUGACAACGACAUUUUCUGCGUCCGAAUCCCAUCCGUUUUGCACUAAUUAAUUGAAAACGCAGUUUGUAUUUUUCAGCAGGCAAUAAUAAUAAUAAUAAAUCCUUGGGUAUUAUUUUGAAAAUU
Molecule: messenger RNA, 637 nt
Organism: Neocloeon triangulifer
Lineage: Eukaryota; Metazoa; Arthropoda; Insecta; Ephemeroptera; Baetidae
Gene: Npc2a
Product: NPC intracellular cholesterol transporter 2 homolog a
Exons: 4
Coding region: 99-560 (153 amino acids)
Biological process (GO): intracellular cholesterol transport
Molecular function (GO): sterol binding
Source: RefSeq, a predicted model, not a curated record